Messenger RNA from Panicum virgatum (switchgrass), 1636 nucleotides. RefSeq names its product peroxidase 3-like. NCBI's taxonomy places the organism in Eukaryota, Viridiplantae, Streptophyta, Magnoliopsida, Poales, Poaceae. Gene Ontology annotation, molecular function: heme binding; peroxidase activity. The coding region runs from base 350 to 1393 and encodes 347 amino acids. Gene Ontology annotation, biological process: response to oxidative stress; hydrogen peroxide catabolic process. The record is from RefSeq and is a predicted model, not a curated record. The transcript is spliced from 4 exons. Gene Ontology annotation, cellular component: plasmodesma; plant-type cell wall.
ACCGGGAUGCAGCUUGCGACCUCUACCAUAGCCUGAUUCUCUUGCCCGGCCUCUACCCACUGCUGGAAAUCCUAGCAAUGUUGCCAUAGAAAUCUCUGAUCUUUUUUCUUUUUUGAAGGAUAGAAAUCUCUGAAUUGGUUCUGCUUCUGAUACUGAAUUCAGUGUUAAGUAAGCCCUGGGCCUGCAGAAAACAAAGAAGAUAUCCCCCUGUAUUUAUAGACAAGCCCAGCUCACCAACCUUGUGUUCUGGACUUGUACUCCUGCGCCACACACGCCGGCUACUCUACACAAGUACACAGCAGCUCAGUUCAGUAGGCCAAGUGAGUGAGCCUUGUGUCGGCUAGGCGGCAUGGCAAUGGCGACCGGCCGGCCGGGAAGCAGCAGCUGGAGGAGUGCCGUGGCCAUGGCAAUGGUGGUCGUCGUGGCCAGCAGCGUGGCCGGCGCGCGCGGGCAGCUCAGGAUGGGGUUCUACGCCCAGAGCUGCCCCGGCGUGGAGCGGCUGGUCGGCGCCUUCGUCCGGGAGCACGUCCGCCGCGUGCCCACCGUCGCCGCCGCGCUGCUCCGGCUGCACUUCCACGACUGCUUCGUCAGGGGCUGCGACGCGUCCGUGCUGCUCAACUCGACCGCCGGCGGCGUGGCCGAGAAGGACGCGCCGCCGAACCUGACGCUGCGCGGCUUCGACUUCGUGGACCGCGUCAAGGCCCUCGUCGAGGAGGCGUGCCCCGGCGUCGUCUCAUGCGCCGACGUCCUCGCGCUCGCCGCCCGGGACGCCGUCGCCGCCAUCGGCGGGCCGUCGUGGCGCGUGCCGACGGGGAGGAGGGACGGCACGGUGUCGAGCAUGCAGGAGGCGAUCGACGAGAUCCCCAAGCCGAGCAUGAGCUUCAAGGAGCUCGCCGACAUGUUCGCCAGCAAAGGCCUCGGCGUUCGCGACCUCGUCUGGCUCUCAGGCGCGCACACGAUCGGCAUCGCGCACUGCUCGUCCUUCGCCGACCGCCUCUAUGGCCACCCCGGCGCCGGCGCCAGCAACGACACGACCGACCCGUUCCUCGACGCCGCCUACGCGGUGAACCUCCGCCGGCGCAAGUGCCGGGCGCCCAACGGCGGGUACGCCGAGGACGCCAUCGUGGAGAUGGACCCGGGCAGCCACCUGAGCUUCGACCUGGGCUACUACCGCGCGCUGCUCAAGCACAGGUGCCUGCUCCAGUCCGACGCCGCGCUGCUCUCCGACGCGGCGGCGCGGGCCGACGUCGAGAGCGUCGUGGCUGGACCCGACGAGGUCUUCUUCCAGCUCUUCGCGCGGUCCAUGGCGACGCUGGGGACGGUGCAGGUCAAGACCGGCGCCGAGGGGGAGGUCAGGAGGAACUGCGCCGUUGUGAACUCCCCCUCCAACUGAUUGUUUCCAUUCUUUCUAGGGAUCGUCAUCAGUGGGGGAUAUGCCAACUUGCUAUCACAUUUUGGUCAUUUGCAGCCGUUAUAAUUCUACUGAAAAUUUUGUGAAGCAUCCUCUUUGUUGUGUUUGAUGUUAACUGUAGAAGAAUGUUGCUGCUCUUGUGUUGCAAUUUGCAAUCUACCAAUUGCAUAUUGAGCUGCAUGGUUCAACCUCCCAAACGUCAAAGAAAGUUGGUAAAUUCGAGCA